Gymnodraco acuticeps is the source of this 834-nucleotide messenger RNA. RefSeq names its product collagen alpha-3(V) chain-like. Lineage: Eukaryota; Metazoa; Chordata; Actinopteri; Perciformes; Bathydraconidae. Bases 1 to 771 code for a protein of 256 amino acids. Gene Ontology annotation, molecular function: extracellular matrix structural constituent. The transcript is spliced from 6 exons. The record is from RefSeq and is a predicted model, not a curated record.
AUGCUGCUCUCAUACUGGAAGAGGACAUUCAGGAUUGGGUCCAGGAGAUGGUCUGAGGAGGAAGAGGAGGAGGAAGAGGAGGAGGAGGAUUCGUUCAGCUGGCCUCAGGGAACCAAAGAGGAUCCUGCCACCUCCUGCUACGAGCUGGGACUCAUACACCCUCACCUGAGCGAUGGCUUCUUUUACAUGGACCCCAACCAAGGCUGUCCGCACGACUCUGUGAGGGUUUUCUGUAACUUCACAGCAGGAGGAGCGACCUGCAUCGAGCCUCUACCCUCACAGAUCAAACUAAGUUGGAAACCAAAGAAGAAGAAUGCACCUGUCCAAUGGUUCAGUCAGCAGCACGCUGGGAACAAGUUUGAGUACUCCGGCCUGGAUGUGGUCCAGCUGAGGUUCCUGCGGCUGCACAGCCUCUCGUCCUCACAGCUCCUGACGCUCCGCUGCUCAGAGAACAGCUCCAGAUCUGCAGGAGACACAUCGUCAGCUGAUCACCUGGUGGGAGACACACCGUCAGCUGAUCACCUGGUGGGAGACACACCGUCAGCUGAUCACCUGGUGGGAGACUCCGGCACAGAAAUCCCUUCCCACUUCACCUCCGUGUCCAGGAGAGGCUAUGAGGUGGAGGUGUCUGUGACGGUGCGGGGGGGAACGGAGCUGCAUCGAGGUGACAUGCAGCUACUUCCUGUCAGAGACGUGGGGGUGGAGCCUACGGUGUGUUCUCCAACCGUCUCUGAAAUCACCGCUGUGCUGGGACCCCUCUGUUUCUUGUGACCUGAGAGGUGUGUGUGUGUGUGUGUGUGUGUGUGUGUGGGUGUGUGUGUGUGUGUGUGUGUG